GUUUAUACUGCUGUGUUUUGGCACUCAUUUACUAUUUGGAUAAAUUCUCGCUUAGUUUUUGGAUUCUCGUUAUCUAUUAUGUUCUUGUUGGCACUUUCUUAAUAAUGAGAAUAUUAGAUAAUAGGUCUCACUUGUUGUUAUAGAAGGUUCUGGUGAGAAGGCAUUCUGCGCUGGUGGUGAUGUACGUUUUAUUGCAUCUGCUGUCCAAAAAGGAAGUAUUGCUGCUCAAGAAUUCUUUCGUAAAGAGUACCAAUUAAAUCAUCUUAUUGGGGUAAUGACCAAACCAUAUAUUGCUAUUUUGAAUGGAAUCACAAUGGGUGGUGGUGCAGGAAUAUCAGUACAUGGAAGGAGGAACUACAGUGAACAAAAUGGACUCUUUCAUCUUUGUCCGUAUGAAAAGUAAUCAGCCAUGAAACGUUGCAUCGUAUCUCUUAUACCACAAGGUAUAUACAGUUAUGGCCACAAAUUCGACCAGGAAAAUGUCGGAAUAAUGGAUAAAGGAAACCCAAAGAAAGUUAGAGAACUUUUAGAUGACACAGCAUUAGCCUGGGAAUUGGUUGAUUAUCAAGAUCAAGUGUGGUAUUUUAAAUUGAGUGAAUCGACAAGUCUAAUUACAUUCAUUAUUUUUGCAUAUCGUAUAGCUACGGAAAAAACAGUUUUUGCUAUGCCUGAAACAAUGAUUGGUUUUUUUCCUGAUGUUGGUGGUGGCUAUUUCCUACCACGACUUCCUCAUCCAGGACUUGGUUUAUUUUUAGCACUAACUGGAUAUAAGUUAUCUAGUAUGAAUACUGUAUGGGCCGGUAUUGCUACACAUUUUAUUCAUUCUAAAGAUUUAUCAAACUUCAAAAAUGUACUAAUGAAUCUUGAAUUAAAAUCUACAUGUAGUCCAGAUGAUAAACCAGAAUUUGAUUAUGCUAUUGACAAAGUAAUAAAUCAAUUUAGUAGUUAUGUGCCUAGUUAUUACCAUUCUUCAGUAUCCAAUGAUCUUCUAUAUAUUUUAGACGAUUUGUCAAAAAUAUUUUGCUUUUAUAAGAAUAAUGAUGAUGGCGGUGAUCAUGAGAUUCCAGUCACUAUGGAAGAUAUCCUUAUAAAAUUAUCUAAAUGUUAUCAGAAUAUAGAAAAUCAUGAGAAAGUCAUUCAUUGGGCUAAACAAACUUAUGACAAAUUAUUGAGUUGUUCACCUACUUCAUUAAAAGUUACAUUACGUCAAUUACAGAUUGGUUCUAAAUUAUCGUUUAGUGAUGAAUUUAAAAUGGAAUAUCGCCUAUCACAAAAAAUGACUAGAAAUCCUGAUUUCUAUGAAGGUGUUCGUGCUUGUCUUAUUGAUAAAGAUAACACAGCAAAAUGGAAUCCAAAUAAUCUUACCUCAGUAGAUAUGAAUCAAAUUCAAUCAUAUUUCAAUCAACUACCGGAAAAUGAUGAAUGGAGACCUGAAUAGUUUCUUCUAAUCUAUCCUGCAUUGUUGCUAUAACGGUUGUCUUUUUUUAAAAUAAAAAUCUAAAUUCAAAAACCGUACACGUUUUUUUCAAGAAGGAAAUGAAAUAUGCUGGGCUGGACCAAAUACUAAGCAACAGUUGUUGACGGGAGUUUUUUAUUGGUGAAGAUCUGGCUAAAGUUCCGCAGGAAAUGGACAAACUUUUGCUUAAUAUUCUGUGGGAGAUAGACACAUAUUUAUGGAUGGUUUGUGCCUAUUUUUUCAAUCCGGUUAGGUAUCAAAAACUCCCUACUCUUGAUUCUAUCACCUAAGUAGGUAAGCUCACAUACGGGAGUCGUAUACAUCAGUACAAGACAUGGAUGACCUCGGAAUGUAGCAAUUAUCUCUGGCUUUAUAUCUUACAAAUACAAUGCUAACUUUUGGUAAUCUAUCAUGAACUUUUUUUAAUAACUGUAGUGGGAAAAGAAGUAAAGUAUUUUGGUAAUGUUUAAGAUUCGAAAUAAUUACGUGUUCAGCGCUGUAUUUAUUUCAUGAUAAUUCGCUGACAAUUUUUGCAUUGAAAUCUUGAGAUAUUUCAGCAAUGGGCACCUACGUCACCGUACUAAUAGCCUCAUCAAGGAUCGGGCAAAAGACCAUAUCGUCAACUUGUCUAAAUCAACAGUGAACAAUUCUGAUAAUUAAAAUAACUGGGUUAAGUGGGCGUCAUUUAUAAUAGCUUGGUAGUAGUUUGCUUCCUUUGUUCUUUCUUUCGUUUGCCUGGUGAAUAGUUAGUCAUUAUUUAAUCAGCAUUGAUGGAUCAGAUGUGCCACCAAGUUGGACUUAAACUAGCUAAGGAGUCAUAGGAUUGAGUGACUUUCGUGCACAAAUGAGUAAGUUGAAUAGCUACUUUUACUUGACGCUGUCUCAGUUCCAAGGUUUAUCACGUUUCUAAACAAGUAUUUUAAAAAUACCAUACAGUGACGCACGUUAUUCAUUAUUUAAGUGAGUAAUAGUGUAUAUAUAUAACUUUAGGCCCUUGUUUUUUGUUCAUGAUUAACCACUUGCUGUGCCAUAAACGAUUUAUUCUGGUUGGACCUUGUACAUAAUAUGACACAUUUAUUUCGUAGACAUAAAAACAUACAUAUAAUCAAUUAUUCAUCCAGUGUCAGAAAACUUGAUUUGGUCAAUAUUUACCUAAUCUCGUUACCUCAAUUUUAUAUUGAUAAUUCGACUUUUCAACAGUAAUUUAAUAAAACACCAGUUGCACGAUAAGUGUUUUGAAUUCACGAUAUUGCAAAUCGAUUGUCGUUUGAUAUAUACACUACUGGUUGUCGGUUUGAACGCUAACCGUUCACAAGAGGGAGAAAAGGUCUUAAGUGUGGGGUCGUUGAUGUGGGCUAUUAAAGAGUCCUAUUCCGAGACACAGCUAUCCAUCUGUAGAACCCGGGUUUAUUCUUACUCCACAGAGAAUAGAGUAAGAUUGGGAAUAUAAACGCAGAGAACACCAAUUUAAUCACACGUGAUGGAGAAACGCUGAAAGAUGCGGCAUCAUCGAUGAGCAAGGAGGAUCUGAUGCAGAUGUGAAGGCAAGGAUUGAUAAAGCAAGGAUAGCAUUCCUAUAGUUGAAGAACAUAUGGAACUCAGUACAACUAACAGUCAACAUCAAUAUCAAAACCUCCAGUGAGAACGUUAAGACAGUUCUCAUGUACGGAACUGGAACUUGGGGAACUUCCGUAACCAUCAUCAAAAACGUGCAAGGUAUUUAUGAACAAUUGCCUAGGCAGGAUACUCAAUGUCCAUUGGCUGCAUACCAUAAGUAACAGUCUACUAUAGCAGAGAACAAACUGGAAUGUACAUCCCAGGAGAAUUCUGGUAGAUAGCCUAUGUCCUUCACAAGAGGUAACAAACGUACCUCCAGAAGAACCCUUCCACAGUGUGGGCAACCGGGAAGUGAUAACCGCCCUCAUACAUCUAACAGCACUCAAGACCACUGAAAUUCUUAAUAAAUAUCUAUUGCACAACCAAACAGAAUAUGGUAUGGUGUUUGAGCUAAAUUAAAAGAAAUACUUGCUCCUGAUGUAGGUUUUUUUGUUGGAAUAUUUGAUAUGAAUCAAUGAAUAUUCAAGGCUGUUUAUGUAGUUAAAUAAUAUUCUUCUAACUUUCUUAAUUUUAUUAACAAAAAGGUAGCAAAAUUUCAUUGUACCAUAUCUGAUGUCUGUUAUUGAUGUAAACUUUAACCCUAAUUCGUAAUUCAAACAUAUCACUUGAACUCAACGUCGUAAUACUAAUCAAAGUCUUCUACAUUUUAGCUGAUAUCUGUUUAUAACUAAAACUCUAUUGGAUUAAAACCCUAACUCACAACACUAACACGAUUCUUAAAAUAAAAAAAAACUUUUCUUUUGAUUCAAUAUGUUAGGGUUAAUUAGUUAUAUUGUACUAUAAUUUCAUUGUUAAUUGUUUUAUAACUAAACUGCUUUUUAACUGGUUAAUAAGUCGCUCAAAGUCUCC
Schistosoma haematobium is the source of this 3922-nucleotide messenger RNA. RefSeq lists its product as uncharacterized. Bases 410 to 1438 code for a protein of 342 amino acids. Gene Ontology annotation, biological process: L-valine catabolic process. The transcript is spliced from 8 exons. Gene Ontology annotation, molecular function: 3-hydroxyisobutyryl-CoA hydrolase activity. The record is from RefSeq and is a predicted model, not a curated record. Gene Ontology annotation, cellular component: mitochondrion. NCBI's taxonomy places the organism in Eukaryota, Metazoa, Platyhelminthes, Trematoda, Strigeidida, Schistosomatidae.